UGCAAGGUUCGAGCUUGAGAAGCUUUCUAGGGUUUUAUGCUGAUUGUUCUUUACGUGUUUGGGAGAUAGAGAGAAAUGGAAAAUCUCGUCUCUUCAGGGGCAUUCAAGCUAUGCGAACAGAUGGUGUUGCUGGAGUUCCCUGACAAAUUUGUGAUAAGAUCCUUGGAUUCUCCCGAUGAAGCCUUCUCCAUCUGUCGUUCCGAUGGCAACAUUGAGACGCAAAUUGGUGAUUCAUAUUCUCGAAGUCAAUCGAAAGUUUCUAAAAUUUAUGGCGUGGUUGGAACAAUACGAUUACUUGCAGGAGCAUAUAUACUAAUAAUUACUUCUCAGAAAAAAGUUGGCACUUAUCUUGGUUUCCCCGUUUUCCGAGUUAUGUCAAUGAAGUUUCUGUCCUGUAACGAGGCUUUGCGGCAUUCAACUUCUCAGCAGAAAAGGGAUGAGGCUUACUUCAUGACUCUGUUGCGAACUGUGGAAUCAACUCCAGGCUUGUAUUAUUCAUAUGGAAUUGAUCUGACAUUGAACCUACAAAGAACAUUCAAAUUAACUGAGGAGAGGGCUAGCAAACCGCUUUGGAAACAGGCUGACCCUCGCUUUGUAUGGAACAGAAAUUUGUUGGAAGAGCUUAUUGAGUGUAAGCUUGAUCCAUUUAUCAUUCCUCUGGUGCAAGGAAGCUUUCAGAAUGUGCAGUUUAUGCUUAAAGAUGCUCCAGCAAAUAUUACUUUGAUCUCACGAAGGUGUACUUGGCGUUUAGGAACAAGAAUGUGGAGAAGAGGAGCUAACCUUGAAGGAGAUGCUGCUAAUUUUAUUGAGACUGAGCAAUUGCUGGAGUUGGGAGGUUUCAAAUCCUCAUUUUUGCUGGUUCGAGGUUCGAUUCCACUUCUUUGGGAGCAAAUUGUGGAUCUGAGCUAUAAGCCACGACUUAAAAUAAUUAAUCAUGAAGAAACAUUCAAAGUUGUGGAGCGCCAUUUUCAUGAUCUUACACAACGAUAUGGAGAAGUCAUGGUUGUGGAUCUAACUGAUAAACAUGGUGAUGAAGGUCAAUUAAAUACGGCGUUUGCUGCUGAGAUGCAAAAGAUUCCACAUGUGAGAUACGUUUAUUUUGACUUCCAUCACCAUUGCGGCAAUUCAAACCUUGAUAAUGUACAGCUUCUCUAUGAUCAAAUCUCUGAAGACUUUGAAAAGCAAGGAUACUUUCUCAUCGACUCAGAAGGAAAUGUACUAGCUGAGCAGAAAGGAAUUGUUAGGGUUAACUGUAUUGAUUGCCUGGAUCGAACCAAUGUUACCCAGAGUUACCUGGCUCGAGAAUCAUUAAACUCACAGCUGCGGAGGAUGGGUGCACUUUCUUCCACUGAGUGCAUAUCCAAGUUCAGUGAAUUUUAUGAAAAAUUCAAGACAUCAUGGGUUGAACAAGGAGACGAGAUAAGCCUGGAGUAUUCUGGGACACUUGCCAUGAAGAGUGACCUCGUGAGAUUUGGAAGGCAGACUGUGUCUGGGCUUAUUAAAGAUGGGAUGACUUCUCUGUCCCGAUAUUACUUGAAUAACUUCCAUGAUGGCAUCCGACAGGAUGCGAUGGAUCUUAUUAGCGGCCACUACACUGUAAAUGGAUCUAGUCCCUCCCCAUUCCAGCUGAAUGGAUUUGAAUCAUUCUCGUAUCUCCCAGUUGCAUCGGCUAUAUUAUUUGGGGGUCUUACACUGACAUCAUUCACCCUUAAUCAAGUCGGGCGAAAUGCACAGCAUUUUGUAUCUUCUGUACUUUGGGCUGGUUUGACGGCUGGUGUGAUGGCUGUGGUAAAAGCUAAUGGAAGGCAAUUCUGCUCCAGGCCUCGGUUGUGUGGGCUUUUUUAAAUUAAUUACAGUUGAUUAUGUAACUGUUAUUGGGAAGGAAGUUGUAUCAUCUGCAACUGAGAAAUAAUUAGCACAAAUUUGUACAAAAUGUAUGAUAACAAAUUUUCAUUAUGAUUAAAGGAAA
Molecule: messenger RNA, 1969 nt
Organism: Telopea speciosissima
Lineage: Eukaryota; Viridiplantae; Streptophyta; Magnoliopsida; Proteales; Proteaceae
Product: phosphoinositide phosphatase SAC8-like
Exons: 20
Coding region: 76-1845 (589 amino acids)
Biological process (GO): phosphatidylinositol dephosphorylation
Cellular component (GO): endoplasmic reticulum
Molecular function (GO): phosphatidylinositol-4-phosphate phosphatase activity
Source: RefSeq, a predicted model, not a curated record